Molecule: messenger RNA, 1973 nt
Organism: Closterium sp. NIES-65
Lineage: Eukaryota; Viridiplantae; Streptophyta; Zygnematophyceae; Desmidiales; Closteriaceae
Source: the annotation of a GenBank genome assembly
AUGGCAAUGCCAGAUGAGGCCGCAUGGAGGGAGGGCGAGGGAGUGGAUAUUAGAUCGGACGAGAGUGUGAAGUUAUUUGGGAGUGGGGAAGGGACGGAGGGAAGAGAGGGGCGAGUGGAUGCGACGGAGAGGGGAGAGGCAACUGGAAAGAGGGCCGGAGUGGGCAGGAAGGGGCUGAGAGGGGCGUGGACAACGAGCAGGGUGCGCCACCUAUUCGCCCACUCACCCCCCACUGCCAGCGACGACGCCCGCGCCGUAACCCACUGCCACUUCACGCCCUACGCGCGCCUCUCGCAGCGAGCGUCCUCCACUCCCUGCCGUUCACCCGCCACGUCUGCCGCCGCAUUCCGCGCUGCCGCGGAACCACCCCCCUCACUUUGGGCCGCCGCCCACGCUGCUACUGCGCUUCCCGCUCGUCCACUCCGCCGCGCGCCUGCCGCCGCGGGGGAGCUGCGAGGCGGCUCGCCAAUCAACUGCGCGUCUUCCGCCGCGUUCCACGCUGCUGCGAGUCUGGCCGCGGCGAGCGGGAAAUCCGCGGCGCUGAUUCGCCCUGCGCGGAGCGCCGCGGCCAUGCCCCUGACGAGUCGACGAUCCACUAGUGUAUGCGCGACGCAAGCGCUGGUGGCGGAGUGGGAGGCGCGGACGACCGGAAGGGCGGAUGCGAGGGAGCGAAGGCGGAUGGGGGAUCCGUUUGGCGGAGGCGGGCACAGGAGUGGGGAUGAGCGGAACGAGCGGGGGGGAAGGGACGGAGGGCAGGGGAGUGGUACAACAGGGACGAUCGGGAGGAGCGACGGGGAGGGCGGGGGGGAGAGGAGCGUGGAGGAGGUGCGGGUCGCCGUGGAGACGCUGUGGCGCCACUCGCAGCUCCUCUCCGCCAUAUGCGCCCCUCAUUCCGCGCCCAUACCUCGCACGGCCCGCCCCGCUCCCCCUUGCCCACUCCCCACUCCCCUCACCGGAACCUCUGUGCAAUCACCCCCUCCUCUCACGAACCACACACUCACUGUCACAAUAUCAUUCCCACUCAUGCACCUAUCACUCACCCUUUCACUCCCAUUGCUCCUCCACGAGCGUGAGCGCUUACCGGCAGCAGCGCCACAGGGGGCAGCGUGGGGUCAACCGCGAGGCAGUGUUGCUGCAGCAGCACCAUCAGAACCACUCCCCACCGCCGAGCCGGCACCCAAACCCACAGCAGCUGCAGCAGCGGCAGAAACAAUGGCGGCGGCAGCAGCAGCAAGGGCAGAAGCGGAGGCGGUGUGGGCAAGAGCAGGCGAGCAGGUGGGCGGCGGCGAGGUGCAGCGCCUCAUGGCGCCCCUCUCCCGCCUCAUGGUGCCCCUCUCCCGCCUCAUGGCGCCCCUCUCCCGCCUGCUGCUCGCCCUGCAGGGGGGGGGGAGAGGGGGAACGGGGGGGGCUGGGGGGGCUGAGGUUAUGCGAGGGGACGAUGAGGUGGGGGAGGAGGGUUGGGACGGAAGAGAGGGAGAACAAGACGGAGAGCGGAGGAGAGGAGGAGGUGAGGAGGGUGGGGAGGAGGGGGAAGGGGAGCGAGCAGUGGGGUGGGUGGAGCGAGUGGAGGCGCUGCGAGUGGUGAGGGCGCGGGGCAGAGCGGUGAGGAAGAAGCGAUGGCGGGCGACGAGGCGAGCACAGCAGACAGUGGCAUGGCAGCAGUGGGCCCUGUGCAUGGGUGGGUCGUGCUUCUCCCCCCGCUCCCCACUUUCUUCUCUGCUGCCUUUCCCACUUAUUUCUUCCCUACUAGCCGACCCGUCCCCCACGAUCCCCCUCUCAUCCAACACCCCCCUCCCCACCUUUCCUCUCCACACCCCCCUUUCUCACGGGUGGCCGCUAUGUGGGCGUGCGGGGUGCCGUGGGUGGGUGGGGCAGAGGGAGGAGCAGCGGCAGGUGGUGGAGGCGAGGAUAGACGCGUGGAGGGCGCGGGUGAUGGAGAGAGAUGCACAGGCGAGCAUGGUGAGUGGCGCAUG